AUGAUCACGUUAUCUUCGAGAAUGACAGACACUUUGCUAUCUGUCCGUAAUCCUCCUGAGUUUGUAAAUGCUCACUGUGACCGUAGCACAUAUGUUACGGUUACAGCUGAAAAUACCUUUGAUAUUUCAAGAGUUCUGAAAUUAAUUUCUGAUCCGCAUACAGAUUUCAUGUAUGAGAGGCACAAAAUCUCCUUAAGAAACCUAAGAAAUGCGAACAUUUUCGGAAUUAAAAUACGUGAUCUUAUACAUUACCGUAAUAUUUUGAAUAUCUGUGCUAAACGGGUCACACGUUUAUCGGACGUUUACCAUCAAAGUUUAAUUGAAUUGAUAAAGUUAUGUGGCAAUCCAUUUUUAAAAAACUUAAGUUCAGAUGAAGUGAAUUACUUCAGUGCGGCUGUUGAUUUCAUGAAUCAUUUCGGAUACCUUUUACGUGUAAAGAAUGAAGAGAUUUCUUUGGAUGUUUGUCAUGCUUUGGAGAAAUUUUAUUUCAUGAAAGAUGCUUUAAUUCAGAUACCUGAAGAAAUCAAGGAACGACAAACUUCAAAGAAAUUUAAUCAAAAUGUCGUAUGUCAUAGUGAUAUUAUUGAAUCGUUAUUACUGAGUUAUCACGAAACCAGCGAAACAAACGAAUUGUCUUUAGCUAUCAUUAAAUUAAUAGAGAGAUUGACAAAACAUUCAGAAAUGAAUUCAAACAAAAUCAUUUUGAAAUCAGGCGCGAAAAUUAUCUGUGAUCAUAUAAAUUUAGCAGUAUCGUCGAAUGACUUACUUUCUUAUAGUAUUUCUACUUUAUGGAAUUUAAUUGAUAAUAUAACGGAUGAAAGUAUUAAAAUCGAGUGGAUGAAACAGAUAGGAAAUGAAGAUUGCCUGAUAAAACUUCGAGAUAUCUUCUUCACAUUAUUGGCACAAAGUCAUUCAAAAUUCUGUCGUAAUCUACGUAAUGAUGUGCUGACGAUAAUUUUAUUAAUUAUAAAAUAUGCAAAUGUCUAUGGACAGUUGAAACAAAUUCGUAUAGUAGAAACUGGCCUGGUGAAACGAUUGGUAAACUUGUUAACAUUUGAUGAAUUUCGAUGUAUGAAUCCAUUGUUUAAAAAUUUAAAAUUAUUACCGAAUGAUGAGAAUUUCGAUAUGAAAAAGUUGAUUAUUUCAAUACUUGUGGAGAUAUCAAAUGAUCCAGUUGCAGUUUAUGUAAUGUCUGAUACAGGUCUUAUCAAAGGCCUAUUUCAAUGGAUAUGUCCAGUGAUACAAACAAAUUCAGGAUAUCUAAGCGAUGAGCACAGACAAAGCUUACGAAGUUCUACAAUUUUCAGUGAAUAUUACAAUUUAAACAAAUGUAAUGUACAAUCGCAAAGUCAACUCAUAAUGAAACAUGAACAAGAUCAAUCAGAAGAUGAGGAAGAAAAAGGCGCCAUUGAUAAAAAUAUUCCGAAUAAAGAAAAUUCAAAGCUGAAGACAACUCAGACAGAUUUAUGCAAUGAACAAACUGAUCAUGAUGAUGAUGGUAAUGAGCAUCAUGAUGGUGGAAACACUUUCAUGAAAGAUGAAAAACGACAAAAUCUUGAUGUGAUAAGUAAAUGGCCACAAGCUUAUUUAGAAGAGCUACAUUUAUAUAUGCUUGAUGCAUUGGCUACAUUAGCACCACGUUUGCUGAGUGACUGUAUUACUUAUGGUAUCCCACCAAGACUGAUGUUAUUAUUACAAUGGUGUACUAGUUCAGAACCAUUUCUUGGACAAGGGAAUAGUUUUCAUGGUGUUGGUGGUAGAAAUAACAAGCGAGCACAGUUACGUUAUUCUUUACGUCUGAUACGUAGUCUUGUCGAAACAAAUGAUGAACGUAUUAUCCUGGAUUUUGUCUGUCAUGGCUUAGUUCAAUUUCUGAUACCACUAAUCUGUCCAAUUUCAUUAAGACUGAAAUCGGAACGACCUCAUGAUGAAUUAUUAAGGUUUGGCGGUGAAACAUUAAGAGAAAGGCGUCGUUUACAAAAUGAACAAAAUAUUGCGCUGGCAAACUCAAAAGUGUUAGUGGACGACGACAACGACGAAGAAGAAGAAGAUAUUGUUGGAUUAGAGAUGCAGUGUGACUUGCUCUUGAUCUUAGCCAAAUUAUGUGAUCUUGAUGCUGAAAGGAAACAAAUGAUUGGUACAGACGGUAUUGAUGCUAUCAUCCAACUACUUAAACAAACUUCAAAAAGAUUAGCCACAAUUGAAUCUGUUCAAUAUCGUUUGUUAACUCAAUCAACGCCUAUUCAGGCAACAUCAUCUUUGUCGUCAUCUCUGCCAUCAAUGCAUUCAAUUAUAUUAUAUCGUGAACCUUUGUUUAAAUUAGCUUACGCUUUGACUGAAGCUGUAUGGUCUUGUAUAAUCGGUUCAAAUGAUUGUGAAGAUUGUUUCCUGAUGAAAAAUGGUGCAACAUAUCUACUCAAUUUAUUAGAGUGGUAUCCAACUGAAGCAGUCAACUAUUUAUUGGGUUGUUUAGUCGAUUUAACUGAGAAUUCUAAAUGUCUACCAUAUUUAUCCAGUUGGUCUGGUAUUCGUCCUUUAAAUGAGACCAUUGAUGAUAAUACCAACGAUGAAAGCCAAGUUCAACUUGAUCAUUUCCAUACUCUGAGUCAUACAGAUACCAAUCCAUUGAAACAACAAAUGAGUCAUCUGGAACUGACUACUUCACUGUUAACCAAAUCACCUGAUCUAGUUGUAUCAACUAAACUACACAAGAUAAUCACUACUACGACCAGUAGAUCAACGGUGCAUGAUACUAAUACAAAUACCAAUGACAUUAAUAAUACUAAUGAUGACCAAACGCCUUUAAGUGAGAAUUAUGAAGAAGUUUCAAGUCAAAUUUGUAAACAAGAUACAGUAAAUCUCAUAGACCCAGAUGAAUCGAUCAGUGUAUGGUUGAAUGGACCAAGUUUACCUCAGCUACUCUGUUAUCUAUGGAGAUGGGAAGAAAAGAGGAGGAUAAGACAAAUGAAAGAAAAAAGUAUUAAAGUUGAUGAAGAAACCAAAGUUGAAAAUGAAAGGAGAAGUGACAACAACUGUCCAUCGUCAAGAUCAGGAUCUAAAUGUGAUAGUCUCAGAAUGAAUAUUUACGCUUUAUUUUUAAGAUUAGGAUUUAAUACUCAUGAGAAUCUUACACCAAAGGAUCAGAUUACCCUGGAAAAAAUUGAAUCAUAUCUUGAUUUAAAGGUUGCCGAAGUAUGGAUCGAUAUGCAGUUGGAAUUCAAUGAAACAGACUUUAGACCAAUUACACCAGAUCAGCAGAUGUUAUCAUGUAUUUCAAACUGGUGUAAAAAACAACUUGACAAUUUACAAAGUAGACAACAGAAAAUAUUAAAAUCUUCAAAAGAUGCUGAAUUAAGCGAUGAACAAAAUUAUUAUUCAUCAAUAAGAAAUAUUAUCCGAAAUCAUGAAUACGCUAUGAACAGCUAUAAUGAUUACCUGGCAAGAACAUCAAAUUAUGAAUAUUUAAAACAAGCUCGUCAGAAACAGUUAUCAGCAAUUGAUGCAUCACGUAUUGGUGGACAGUUGAAUAAGACGAAACAACAUUUAGAUGGUGAGAGUUCAUUGAAAUCAUCUUUAGAAUCUAAUCAAGAUGUACAGAAAAAUGGUCUUCCUGAAAGAGAAGUCAAACAUCAUCCUCACCAUCAUCAUCAUCAUCACCAUCAACAUCAUAACCAUCGUGCUGAAGUUGUUAUACCAAGUAAUAUUUCAAUUCAUGGGACAGAAUCUACAGCUUAUCAUAAAACAGAUAUUGACAAGCUGAAUGUAACAGCUUUCUGUUCACAAUCAGUUACAAUCGAUUCAACACCAGCACAUUUGUUUAUGCAUCCAACAAAAAUUGAAGAAGAACUACUCAAGGUUAUCGAAUUAAAACAAUCUCAAAUGACCAAUGAAAGUGAUGAAGAUGAUGUUUAAACUGAUCAGUUGACUAAUUAAUUAAUCAAUAGUAAUUAGGAGGCAGAAAUGAAAACGAAAAGAUAGAAAAGGAUAGUUCUAGGAUAUUUUCAUCUCUCACUUGUUUGUUUCAUUUAUUAUUCUUGUUUGAUAAAUAUAAACACAAAUAAUUAAUUAGACAAUAAAGAGUAGUAAGAUGUCAAGAUCUUUUUCUGAUUAAUAUCAAUAUCAAUAAACAUCGAUGUCGGCAUUCUUAUAUCUUUUUAUAAAAGAGCUCCUCUUGAGAUGCACAAUGAAUGUUCACCCUUUAUCUAAUAAGGAUCUAUGUAGACAUAUCGAUGAUGUGGCAAUGGGGUCAUCAC
Molecule: messenger RNA, 4253 nt
Organism: Trichobilharzia regenti
Lineage: Eukaryota; Metazoa; Platyhelminthes; Trematoda; Strigeidida; Schistosomatidae
Source: the annotation of a GenBank genome assembly